GCCAGAAUUCCCAGAGUUUCUAUAAAUAAUGCUGUGUUUGUAAUUUAUUUUAGAGACACUGCUGAAAUGUGUUUGCUGAAGUAAUUGGAAGACCUGGAGCAAGGGCUGGUAUAUGAGGAGGAGUUGAUGUUGGUUCCACCAGUAAAACAAUUCACAUCUCCUAGAUGUCUACCAUUUGCUCUUUGUAUCCAACUGACAAAAAAAAAAAAAAACAGAAAAAUUUGGUUUCCAUCAGUCUAAGGUAAGCAAUCCCCAAUGUUCUUUUAUAAUGCUACGUAUUGCGCCUAAGCGUAUUCUUCUAAUUCUUAGCAAACAUUUGGUUGAAUGAUAGUAAAUAAGAAGAAAACAACACAAUUAAUAAUUGCAGGCCAAAUCAUUAGUGCGAUUUCUAAGUAGGUCCCUAACGCGUCUGAAUGGUUGGUAGACCUUGGAAUGUUUUUAUUCUUAUCUUUUCCAUCUUUGCUCUAUAAUGUCAUAACGUUUCAGUCUUCGUCGCGCUGUUUGGUUGACUCUUGAAUCGUCAUCAGUAUAGUACUUUGUAUGGGCUUCGGUUUAACACACUUCUUUAGUGCAGUCAAACGUUUUUAUUCGUAACUAGUGUAGCGCAAUUGCCUUUAGCGAAACGAAAAAUCAUCAGAAUGACGUCAUCAACCGGUGUAUCUGAUUUAUUUUUCCAGGCAGUUAAAAGUGACUUGAUAGAUGAGUUACAGGAGAUACGAAUCACUUACGGAUUGAAAGCAAUAACAACCAGCAUGAUUGGUCAGCCUUGCAACGAAAAAGGCGACACGUCGCUAUUGGUGGCCGUUAGCGGAAGACAUUUUGUUAUGUUCGAAUUCUUAAUGUCCCAGUUAAAGUUGAAUGUCUUCUACAAGCAGAGGGAAUACCAGCAGGUUUGCCCAAAGCCAAGCAAACGAGGUCGUGUCAUAGACCUACUGCCGUUGUACGCUGCUGAAAUCGCAAUAGUCCGCGAUGUUGCUGGCCAAGUUCCCAUCACAAAAAUGAUAGAAUCCAUUGAUCCAUUCCGUGAAAAAUUUUUAUGGUUAGAGAUCGUAUUGAAUUCAAUUAUGUCAAGCUCAGCCACCAGGUCAGAUAAGAUUGCAGCACUGGAACUUAUGGGUGUAGCUUUCAUCGUGAACCAAUCCCAGUGCGAAAUUCUACGUGGUCGCGGACUAGAAUGUUGGAAGGAGGCACUUUGUUUACGUUCAUCCACAAGUAAUGGCGGCCAAGCGAUCCCCAAGAUUCCUUACAUUCUACCCCAUUUUGCUCACAAUGCAUUCGGAGAUGCUUCGGAAUUUGUUACAGUGAAGCAACUAGAAAAAUAUGAAAAGCAGUUGUCGUUUGAUGGAUCAGUGGAAGUUUGGCGAUCUUGGCGUGAUUCCCAGCUCCAAACUCAAGCCCUUCUCGUAAACCAAAGAAUUGUGGCCCAGUCCUAUCAUGCUGGCCCCAGUUACUUUCAUUUGAAGCACUUAUGGGACUAUGCGGAUAACUUUUGGAACCACAAACAAUACAGCGGUGUGAUAAAAAUCUUACUUCUGAUCCUGGAGCAAUCUAGCGGAUUUAAUUUUAUUUCUUCUCUCAACUGCAUUUAUGUUUUCCUUGAUUCGCUCCAGAUGUUGUCACAGUGUUUCCAAACGAUUUAUCAAAAACCGCUCAAUAGCCCAGAAAGAGAAGAAUUAUCGGUUGAAAACCUUUUGAUAUCCGUCAAGUUCGGUUCUACCGUGGCUCACUUGUUACCGAUCGCACAAGAACACCUCAAGAAAUCCACCUACAAGCUAAACAUCAUGAUGAAUGUGUAUGACAUUCUGUCAAUUUUGGUUUCCAUGUACCCACAACAAAGUUGGCAGGAAAGCCAACAGUUAAAACGAUGCCUUUGUCGUUAUUUCCGCCUUGAUAGCUGGUCAAAUAUUCUCUUUUUCCCGAUUGAAAGACUUAUUUCUUUCCACUCUAGAUAUCCUGGUGGUGCCGCCACCCAAGUGAAGAUUGUCCAGCUGUUCCUGGAAGCUGGAGCUGAUCCCAACAUUACCAACGAAAAUGGCAAAACUCCCCUUCAUAUUUUGUCCGAGAGUUUGUCGAAGUUACAUUGGAAUGGGAUCAUAUUUCCAGCAUCCCCAUUGCAGUCGUAUUCUACCUUUUUCUACGACGUUUUUAAAGCAUUGUUGGAUUCAGGGUACCAUCUCGACUUGGUGACGAGAGACAAAGGCAGAACUGUUCUCGGUAUUUUAAAAAACCAACCGAUGUGUCUUCGGCAAGCAGGGGCACUUGGGGAUCUCAAAUUGAACGAAUUGAUAAAUUCUCUGGUUGGCACAGUAUUACCUCUUUCCUGUUACUGCGUACAAAGUAUCCACCAUCAUCGAAUCCCGUUUGAAGAUCAACUACCACCUAGGCUACAGUCAUUUGUUCGCCUCCAUGUUGUCAAAGAUUGCGUCACAUAAGAUUUCUUCGCCUUUUAAAGAGAUGACACUGAAAAUUUGAUUCUCCUUUCCAAGAACGUCAGACGGCCAGAGGAGGUGAAUACGUUUGUGGUCGUAAUUGAGAAUCAAUCUUCAGCAGGAACUGUUGUCUACGUGUUACUGUAAACUUAUGUAGCCAACGUCAAACUAGAGAUGACUGGUUCUUUCAUUCUUCCUUGCCUCGGAUAUUGAAUCUAUCCCGUUCUAACACUUCUAAUCCCAACCAGAGUUAUGCCCCAACUGUUCCACAACUUCUUAUUCGCAAACACAGCGCAUAGACUAUGCCGUAACGUGAAAUCUGAAUGAGAUUCUAACUAAAUCAAAUGAAAAGUUAAUAAGAAAGCUAAAUCAUUGAUUCUCAUUUUUCUUUUUUGCCAACUUAUCGUAUGAAGUACGCGGCAACGCGGCUGUUUCCUGUAGUUUGGCUCUACGCUUUAGACAGCCAUUUUGGCUCUUUAUCUGUCUCCCAACCGGUAAUGGCGCGAAGCUGCAAGCUUUGUGAUCUGUAUCUUGCCUUCUAAGUUGUUAUUGAUGAAAUUUGGUUAAAGUUAAAAACAUAUUCCGUUUAUCUCAGUACCUAAAAUUUUCAGAAAAAUGGUACGCUUUUCCAAAUGGGAUAAACGAAAAAUCAUUCAUAUGACAGUUCACUGUUGAAGGGGUUAUCUAAUGAAAAAAGAAGGGCAGAUCCUCUGGUCACUGUUUCUCAUGAAUUUCAGUAGUCUAGUACAGGCAAUUAAUUACCUUAAUUACUGCCUGAGGUGGAUCAUGUAAGACUUAAGCGAGCUCCAAAAGAUUACAUCUUGAUACACCACUCAAUUCAGAGAAAAAAGAGGGAAUAGAUGAUGGCCAAUGGUACUCAAUGUUAGCCCAGUAGCAGCAUGCUGUGUUUGCAGUACUACUUGUUCUUUCAUACCUUGCCCCAAGGUUGUGGGGGAAACGGUGUAAGCUACAACUCCUUAUGACAUUUUAUGCCAGUUAUCUUUCAAUUGUUCCUGGCUUACUGCUGUGACUUCAGUGUCUUACAUUUAACCAUGAAGAUGUCUUCUUUUGGAUAUUCGUAAUAGCUGAGAUUGGCUGACCGGAGUUUGCUAGCGCAAGUUUAGGGAAACGUAUGGCGUCGCCGAAACUGCGUUUAAUUUAUAUUGCGUGUUCAGCAUUCGUUGUGGUUAUUAGCCUGUCCUUCAGAGGAAUACAGACUUCAGAUGGGUGAGUCAUGAAAUACGUUUUGUUUGUUUGUUUGCAGAUAUCUUGUGGUUGGCUUGGCUCCCUGGACUUGGAGACUUGCACAGCUGUCUUUACACAGUACUCCAGAAAGUCAAUUCCUGCGUCGACAAAAGCGAUUUCUGUAAGGAAAACCUUUUCCGUAGCAACCAAGUUUCUGUUGGCAUUUUGGCAAAGAUCUCGCCCGUGUUGCAGUAUACAGUUAUGCCAAAUUUCGCUAGUAAUUUGAUGGGAAAAGCAAAAAGACGCCCAUCUUGAACUGCUCGAAUGGUUCCAAUCGCCUACCAUUAGAAGCUAAGUGUUCCUAGCGAUCUGAUCAAGCCAGGAACAUGUUCGCUUUUGAGUGUGUUCUGCUGGACCGUCAAUCGUUGACACUGAAACAAGAAUAUCCAAAUGGACUGCAGAGAAAAGUAAGCCAUGGUAUUCUGAUCAUGAAAUGGAAGUGAUCACUAGUGCAAAAUGACGACAAGAAGUAUCCGUCGAUAGCUCAGUUGGUAGAGCGGUGGACUGUAGAAUUAGAUUCACGAAGACAGUGAAAGUCGUGAAUGAUAUGUGCAAGGUAUCCAUAGGUCGCUGGUUCAACUCCGGCUCGACGGAGAAAUCUUUUUUUAGCCACUCAAGAGGAACGUGCAACCCCGAGUAGUAGCCAUCUUUUCCCAUCCGAGAAAGGAAACGGAAAUUGAAAAGUGAUACGGAAACAGGAGUCGAACAAAGUUUUGUAAAGACACUUGAACCACAAUGUCAGUCAUGCAAAUCUUUAUCAUAUCGUUUUUGGAUAACGAUUCGUGAAGAGAAUAACUCGGUGAGAAUUUUGAUUUUGAUCUUCUGGCUACAGGAUAAUAAAUCUCAAAGAAUAUAGAAGAAUAAAGGGGUAUAAAGACAACCACCUCCUGGUGUGGCCGCCGUGAUGGACACCUAGCGAGAUUUCGUACAUCUCCAUCCAGAUCUGAUCAGCUCUUUUCAAGUUCACCUUAAUUUGCAAGGAAGUCGGUCCCCAAUUUGCCAACAGUGCUGGCAACGCCGGAGUGAGUAAAAGAAAUGCGAUUGCCGUUCUUAAACAGUCCUGUAAAAGGAGCGUAGAGUUGAAGACGGGGGGAACCAGACCAGUCCAGAAAUGGAGAACAAAAUAAUUCCACGCUUGAGUUGCGGUGAAUUUCCCUGUCUGGGUGUUCAUUGCUCCUCCGACGUUCAAUUGAAUUCGUCGCCUCUGCUCCUCUGGACGUAGCAGUACGUAGACACCGAUUUGAUAUCCGCAUAUCCUAUCCAUGUCUGAAAGCGUUUUCUAGUGUCAGUUAAUGUUUUGAAGUUACGAAAUAAUUCUUAAUUUUUAGAUUUUUUAUUUAGAUUUACUUGCAUCGUUUGAUGGCAUUGUAAAAUCGCAGUUCACCGUUUCCACGAAUUUGGAUCUGACUACCGAAUACAAUCCGCUUGAAGAACGACCAUUAUUUCUGAAAUCCGCGCAGGAUCUCGGUAUUGAGUUUGGUCGCAGUCUGGUCGGGAGAAAAAAAGGACAAUCUAAAGGAUCAAAAUCCAAAAGGUACUUCACAUUUUGCCGUUCCAAUGUUUCCAGUCUAGUGUCCCUUGCAGCCAACAUUUGGUUGAUUUCAGCCUAUUAAACAAUAUCUGCCUGUUGGUUGUUCCAGCUGUUGCUCGACUGUAAGGCUAGUCGUAAAGCAGAGCGAACAAGAGACAAAAAGCCAAACGCCUACAAAAACAGUUGCGAAGAAUUUUCUUAAUUAAAUCUGCAGUGUAGCAUAAAACAACUUUGCUUUUCGACGUUGGUAAGCUUAGGGAUAAGAAGCUUCGUUGCAAAACCAAGUAAUCCUGUAAUGUGCAAUACUACAGGAGGCCCUGAAUUCAUGUAAAAGAAAAGUUUUCAAAUACAGGACUUCUAUAUCAA
Daphnia magna is the source of this 5571-nucleotide messenger RNA. RefSeq names its product protein fem-1 homolog C. Bases 639 to 2432 code for a protein of 597 amino acids. The record is from RefSeq and is a predicted model, not a curated record. The transcript has 12 exons. Lineage: Eukaryota; Metazoa; Arthropoda; Branchiopoda; Diplostraca; Daphniidae.